AUGGCAACUACAGGUAGCCUUAAGAACGGCGCUGAGUCCGGUCCGAGCCAUAUCAAUGUGACCACGGCCAAUGGAUACCACUUGGAUAGCAAUGGUACCACCAAUGGUCAAAACGGCCACAACGGCUCCACCCCCAGAUAUAACGGCUUUUCGCCUGCCUCUAUAGAUUCACGCCCGCAAACAUCGUCGUCUCGAUCUUAUCAAGAGGAACCUCCAUCCAACGGUAUCAGAUAUAGCAAAUCUCACAGGAUCCCGACAUUCGGUAUCCAUCAAGAGGACAACGCCCCUAGAUCCAGGAGCUAUGCCAACAUCCGCACAUAUGCCGACGACGCUCGCAGGCAAUAUCCUCGCAUAUCCAAGCCGGUUGAACUGAUGCGCAGCAGCUAUGACUGCGUUGUCAUUGGUUCAGGGUACGGCGGUGCUGUUGCCGCGUCCCGCCUCGCCCGCUGUCAGGAUGCUAACGGCAAGCGCCAGUCUGUCUGUGUACUGGAGCGGGGGCAGGAGAAAUGGCCUGGUGAAUAUCCUACGGGUGUUCUCGAUGCCUUUGACGAGGUUCACGUUUCCGGCGAGUUCGCCCCUGGUUGGCUCCCCAGUACAACUGUCGAAAAGGGUGACCCGACCGGCAUGUACCACUUGAUCUUCGGAAAGGGAUUGAACGCCCUUGUCGGCAACGGCCUGGGUGGCACGAGUCUGAUGAACGCUAACGUCUUCCUGGAAGCAAAUGAGGCCACAUUGUCUAUGCCAAUAUGGCCCAAGGCCAUCAGAGAAAACCCGGGAAGUCUGAAGAAGUUCUACCAGAGAGCCAGGGAUGUUCUUGAACCUACUGAAUACCCAGACGACUGGCCCGAACUCCCCAAAGUUAACCUCUUCAAGAAGCAGGCGGCCGCUCUUGGCAUGUCUAGCAAGUUCAAGAUGGUCCCUCAAACAACCAGAUUCCGCAAUGGUCCCAAUAGUACUGGUGUGGAAAUGUCGCCGUCAGCCCUGACCGGCCAGGACUGUACUGGUGUCAAUGAUGGCUCCAAAACAACUACAUUAGUGACUUACUUGGCCGAUGCCUGGAACUGGGGCGCAGAAAUGUUCUGCGAGAGCGAGGUCCGGUUCAUCAAAAAGGCUGAUCCGCGCAUUGGUGGCUACCUCAUUUUCUUCGCCUGGCAUGGCCGUAACCGAGGUCACUUCAAGGCCAAUCUCCACGGAGACUUGAUGUGGGUGCAUGCCAAGGAGUGCGUCUUCCUUGGUGCCGGUGCUAUCGGUAGCACUGAGAUCCUCCUCCGUAGCAAAGAGAUGGGGUUGCCACUGAGUCCCCGCGUCGGCGAGAACAUGAGCGGCAACGGCGACAUGUUAGGCUUUGGGUACAAUAUGGAUGAAGAAGCGAACGCAAUCGGAAAGCCCUUCCCGAACCCGUAUAACCCCAUCGGACCCACCAUCAACUCUGUUAUUGAUGAUCGAGAAGGGCACGAGAACCCGCUCGAUGGAUAUGUCAUCCAAGAGGGCGCAAUUCCUCGUUCUUUAACGCCGUUCCUCCAGACACUUCUGGAGAUGAUGCCUGGCAGCAUUGAAGCCACUGGAGAACCGUUCCAGGAAAAGGUUCGCUCUGCAUUCGCUAGAUACUCGAGCCAUCUGUUCGGCGCGUAUCGCCAAGGUGGAUCUAUGGAUAAUACUCAGGUCUACCUAGUCAUGUCCCAUGACAGUAGCCAAGCGAUGCUCACCCUCAAGGACGACAAGCCAGUUCUGGAGUUUCUCGGGGUUGGCCGCAGCGAUCAUGUCCGCAAACUCAACGACCUGCUGGCCAAGGCCACACAGGCUAUGGGCGGAACUUUUGUCAAUAACCCUUUCCAUGCCUUGAUGGGAGGUCAGCAAGUCACCGUUCAUCCUAUCGGUGGAGCUUGCAUGGCCCGCGAUGAUACUGGAGCUACCGGUGUUACCAACGAUGUUGGCGAGGUAUUCGCAGGAGAUGAUGACGAGACGCAUCCUGGGUUCAUCAUCACCGAUGCCUCCGUCAUUCCUGGUGCCAUUGGUGUCAACCCCUUCGCCACAAUUACAGCCCUAGCUGAGCGUUCUGUCCACGCAUAUAUCCGCAGGAAAGACCUCAAGAUUCACCCCAACAAGAACGGUAUAUUGGACCUCUUUGGGGAGCCUCAGUUUGCGCCGAAAGAGCCCCACGACACUGCGGAGACGGAAAACGAGACUAAGAGAAUUGACGAGGCAAGCUCACUCAUUCGCCACGCCGACCAGUCCAAGGCCGGAGGAUUUGGCUUCACCGAAGUUAUGUCUGGUUUUGUCCACCGCGAUGAUGGGCUAGUGACCGACAAGCGGGCCACUUAUGAGCUGGCCUACCGAGCAGCCAAGAGCCUUUGCGAAAGCGCCAGAUUCUUCCUCAGUGUGCAGGCUUUCAACACGAAGUCCAUGAUCAAGGAGCCCGACCAUUCAGCCAUGCUGACCGGGACUUUCGUCUGCCCCUCUCUUCGCGGUUCUCCUUUCAUGGUUCAGAGAGGUGACUUUAAUCUCUUCAUCCUGGACCAGAAGGCACCGGGGACUCGUAACAUGACGUACGAUUUUGACCUUCGGGGAAUUCACGGCGAGAAGUAUCACUUCCAUGGAUACAAAGUCGUUGAUUCUUCCGUCGCACUGGCCCCCUGGCAGUUCUGGAAGGCAACGAGCACCCUCUAUGUUACCAUCACCGAGCCCAGUCGCGACUUGGAGGCCAUUCAUAACUGUGACGAGCCGUGGCGCCGCGGGAAGGUCGUCGCCAAGGGCAUCAUGCACAUCCAGCUUGCCGACUUUGUCUCUCAGAUCAUGACCAUGACUCCUACGGGAAGCAGUCUCAUCAAAAAGGCCUACAGCGCGGCGAGCUUCCUCACCUACUUCACUCGCAAGUCGCUCUCCCUCUUCAUGGCGCCCUUCACUCCCCUACAAUAUCCCAGUGUCACCUACAACGGCUACGUCAAUGACACUCCUCCCAAGGCAUCCUUCGUCAUUGUGGCCCAUGAUGGUGUCAAGACGCGAAUGCACAUGUGGGAGCCAACCAACCCGAGCAUUGAGACCAAGAACCUCUUCAUGAUUCCUGGUGCCGCGGUCGAUCAUCAGAUCUACGCAUUACCCACAAUCAAGUAUAACGCGGUGAACUACUUCACCCGCGCCGGCUACCGCGUUUUCAUUGCUGUUCACCGCAUCGGCCAACUCAUGGUCGCUCAGAACAACUGGACGACCUACGAUGCCCGCCUGGAUUUGCAAGCCUGCCUGGAGUAUAUCCGCGACAAAUACGCCGAGGGCAACUCCAAGGAGAACAAGGUCUACUGCAUCGCCCAUUGCAUGGGCAGCGUUGCCUUCUCUACCGGUCUUUUGGACGGCACCAUCCCCUCGAGUUGGGUCCAUGGCAUCACCGGCAGCCAGGUCUUCAUGAACCCGAUCUGGGCCCCCCUCAACAUGGCCAAGGUCAUGCUGGGCCCCAUCCCCCUCGACAAGAUGUACAAGAUGGUCCUCGGAAACUGGUUCUCCUGCAGCACGGCCAAGGACGACAGCUUCCUCCAACGCGCUCUCAACGAGGCGCUGAGGCUGUACCCCGAAGAGCGCAAGGAGAUCUGCAAUAAUGCCAGCUGUCACCGCUGCACCCUCGUCUUCGGCCGCUGCUGGAAUCACAACAACCUCAACGAGGCGACGCACAGGCAGAUUGACCGCUUCUUUGGCGGCGUCAACAUGACGCAGCUGCAGCUCCUCAUGAAGCAAGGGUACGAGGGCCACGUCAUGACCAACGGCCCGCUCUUCCGCCCUCUCACGACGACGGAGAACAUUCGCAGGCUCAAGGGCGUCCCUGUCAUGCUCUUCGUGGGCAGGGAUAACGCCGUGCUCACGCCUGAGGCGACGGAGCGAACGUAUGAAAUCCUAUGCGAUACUUUUGGCUCGCACGGUGGACAUGGCCAGGGCGGGCUUCAAUACCGUCGUCGCGUCGUCCCCGGGUACGGACAUCUCGACUGCUGGAUGGGCCGCAACGCGUGGAAGGAUGUGUUCCCCUUCGUCAGAGAGGAGGUCGAUCGCGUCGUUCGUGGCGAAGACUACCAGUUUGUCGAUCCUGAUGACAAGUUCUCCCGCAUGGCGGAAAGCGGCGAGUUGCUCUACUAA
This is a messenger RNA of Colletotrichum orchidophilum, 4116 nucleotides long. RefSeq names its product glucose-methanol-choline oxidoreductase. The transcript is spliced from 5 exons. Bases 1 to 4116 code for a protein of 1371 amino acids. Gene Ontology annotation, molecular function: flavin adenine dinucleotide binding; oxidoreductase activity, acting on CH-OH group of donors. NCBI's taxonomy places the organism in Eukaryota, Fungi, Ascomycota, Sordariomycetes, Glomerellales, Glomerellaceae. The record is from RefSeq and is a predicted model, not a curated record.